AUUUUUUCCCCAACAGAAGAAAAAUAAUUUUAGCCUUCACCUAGGUUCAAUUGAGAGACUGAGGUUAGAUAAACAAAUGGAUUCUUCAAAUUCUAUACAGACGGCAACUGCGCCGAUCCCCGUCGAUCUGUUCGUUUCCAAGAAACAUCCUGGCCUAACGCGUGGAGAGAUCGGCUUCGCUGAUUCUUCUGGUCAUAUCAUUUUCAAAGUCAACCGCCAAUCUUCUGUUAAAAAAGUUGUUCUUAAUUCAGCGGGGAAUCCUCUCGUUUCCUUGUAUCACCAAGACAAAGGAUUGUGGCAAGGUUUUAAGGGGGAUGACGGUGGGGAGAAGGAUUUAAUGUUUAGAGUGCAGAGGACCCUGAGUAGACUUACUAGAACUGAAUUUGAAGUAUUUUUUGUUGGUGAGAACCGGGAAGAGUCCACCUCUGAUGUCAAGCUCAAAGGUUUUCCUUUCCGAAGAUCUUGCACCAUCUACAAAGGCAAUUCUAUUGUGGCUCAGACUAGUCUUAUGUACAAGCUUCAUCAGAUUUAUGUGAGACGGAAGAAAUUUCGACUAACCAUUUUUCCAGGGUCUUUUGAUACAACUUUAAUUGUGGCUUUGGUUGCAAUAUUCUUUGAUUGACAAUGAAAAUAAUAGAACUAAGAAGUGUUAUAUUGUACUUUUUCCAUAUGCCACUUAGUCACUUUGUUAAGGAAAUGUAUGCAUUUGUUGUUAUAAACUAUAUCAAAAUGAAACUUAUGAUAGCCUCUGGUUUUAA
Messenger RNA from Mangifera indica (mango), 758 nucleotides. RefSeq names its product protein LURP-one-related 7. The record is from RefSeq and is a predicted model, not a curated record. NCBI's taxonomy places the organism in Eukaryota, Viridiplantae, Streptophyta, Magnoliopsida, Sapindales, Anacardiaceae. The coding region runs from base 77 to 622 and encodes 181 amino acids. The transcript is spliced from 3 exons.